AUGCAUGCAUACAACAUUUCAUUGCUUAAAGAGAAUCGCCACUGGCCACAGGUUUAUUUCUUUAUUGACCAUGUCCCCAGGUUUCCUAACAACUGUUUUGGUUUCCUCUACAACCGAGUGACCACUCAGUGUGUACCUACAUCUGGACUUAGUCCGUACUGGACACCUCCUACUGUAGACGAAGGAUCCUUCUACUUUCAAGAUGUGUGCAACGCGUAUCCUUACUUCAAGCAAAGAACUGCAGGCUACAACACUUUAACAGUAGGCUGGUUCAGUAACCCCCUCAACUACAGUCAGGCUGGCAGGUCCUGUGCGUGUUUGAACGCUCGCCUAUUCGUAGCCAACGAAACCAACAGGCUGCUUAUCUACCAGGCUGAAUCUUUUGGUGUCACUUCCGCCUGGUUAGGUCUGGAUGACAUCAUCUCAGAGAAUACUUUUAUUUGGGCUGACGGACAACCGCUGAGCAGUUAUAUGACACCACAAAUAUUUAAUUUACUUAUACCAGAUAUCGGCACUAGCAAUAAAGAUUGUGUAGCCAGGAAUUCUUUUGACAAUUUCUUUUCAGAAACUGAUUGCUCCGAAAAACUUGCAUAUAUUUGUGAGAAACCCAUGUGUGAGAUUAUUAAUUAA
Molecule: messenger RNA, 630 nt
Organism: Biomphalaria glabrata
Lineage: Eukaryota; Metazoa; Mollusca; Gastropoda; Planorbidae
Exons: 2
Coding region: 1-630 (209 amino acids)
Source: RefSeq, a predicted model, not a curated record